UCGGAGCUGUAGUCGCUCUCUCUUCACUCGCACAUUUGCCGUCAGUCGUCACAGGAACUCAUUUCAGCGUGUCUUGUUUUUGUUCCAGAAAAGCUGCAGUUUUUCUUUUUUUUUUUUCUCAUCCUGCUGUGGAAUAAAAAAGCGCGAGCAGCGGACGGUUUUGUCACUUCUUUGUGCCGUUUUGUUGUGAUCGAUAUGAGGAGACGCGGAAUAAAGCGUUCAAAGUGGCUGAAGGACUGAAUCGGGUUGCAGCCUCCUGAUCUCACUCCACCACACACCAGCACUCUUGGAAAGCUGCAAUGGCCAAGUGGCUGAAAGACUACCUGAGCUUUGGCAGCAGGAAGGUGCCUCCGCAGCCACCCACACCAGACUACACAGAGAGUGAGAUCCUGAAAGCCUACCGGCUGCAGAGGGAGCUGGACUUUGAGGAUCCCUAUGAGGACUCUGAAAACAGGUCCAGGUGUGAGUCUCAGACUUCUGACCCGGCCACACCUGUAUAUGGGUCGCCCAUGAAGUCAUCUGGCGUGGACAUGAAAUCUCCCAAACACAGACUGAUCAAAGUGGACUCUCAGGAGCUGGGGCGCACCAAGAUCCUCCUCAGUGCCGUGUCUUUGGAGGACCAGCAAGAGCCUGUGGUGCCGUCUGCUCCGUUGGCAGGGGACACAGAUUAUUCGGACCCAUUCGAUGCUCGACUGGACCACAGGACAGAACCAGAUCUCAGACCUGUUCCCUGUGAGAACAACGGCUACAUGGAACCGUAUGAGGCCCAGAGGGUCAUUACAGAGCUGCAGCGUGGUCCAGGAGGAGGGCGGUCGCGGGGAGGUGUGCAGCUCUACGACACCCCCUAUGAAGAUGAACGGGGCCAGCGCCUUGGUCUGUUGUAUGGAGAACCUCAGGAGGAGGGCAAGGAGAGCAGCAGGCUGCCGCAAGAUGAUGAGCGACCGGCUGAUGAGUAUGACCAACCCUGGGAAUGGAAAAAGGAUCACAUCUCCAAAGCUUUUGCAGAAAUGAGGGAGUUGUCGGAGUUGCCCUGGCCUGCCCCAGUGGGUCAGCUGGAGGAGGAGCCCCCUCUCAGAGAGCAAGCACAGUUUGAUGGCGCUGAGUGGGACCGCUCCUCGUCGCCCACAGAACGGCUGCGUCCUCCAGGGCCCCGGUCCAGCCCGCUGGCAGGAGGGGGGAUGAAGUUUCGGAUGCCGCAGGAAGGCCUCGCCAUGGUGGGAGAGAGAGUGGACCCGACUCUGCCUCUGGAGAAGCAGGUGUGGUACCACGGUUCACUGUCGCGUUCGGAGGCCGAGUCGCUGCUAACGCUGUGUAAAGAGUGUAGCUACCUGGUGAGGAACAGUCAGACCAAUCGCUCUGACUACUCCCUAUCUCUACGGAGCUGUCAGGGUUUCAUGCACAUGAAGUUCACCCAGUACAAAGACGGAAAGUACGUGCUGGGACAAAACAGCCCUCCCUUUGACACCAUCCCUGAAGUCAUCCACUUCUACACUACACACAAACUCCCCAUCCGAGGCGCCGAGCAUCUGUCCCUGCUGUUCCCUGUGCUGGUGCAAACACUCUGACGCUCCUCAUGGACCUUGUCAUCGUGACCGGACAUGUAAAACUUGAAUGUUUUAUGGGAUCUUCCCAGCGGACCGCCAAUCGUCUUUUCUUGUUGGACUAGACGACUUUUGAUGAUUCAACACACCAGGGGCGAAUGCCCUCAUCCACCACUGCUGUUGUACCUGUGCCAAGUGUCUCUAACAUCCGGGGGGAUUGAUUCACACGAAAUGCAAUACCUGAACUUUAGGCCACCUCUGCUAUAACUCCUCUCUCUCUCUCAUCUCCUUGUUGAACCGAGGGGGCUGACUCCGGGACAUGUGAAAUUCUCCCUCUCCUUAUUACAUGUCUUUCACAGCUGACUGAAAUGCGGAAAAAGUUUGCAGAGCUGUAGCUGGGAGGAAGUCUGUAUAAUCUGAAUGUACUGAUGCCCCAGUUUACAGGAGAUUUAAUUACUGCUGUUCCACAAAAACACCUCAUUGACACUGGUUAAAAAAAAUAUUGCUGUUGUUAGGUGAAAACCUCACUUGUCGUAUUUUGCUGAUUUUUCGUGUUUAUAAAUCAAAAAGUAACGAGAAAUCUUUUUCAUCCUUGGACUUUGGAGACCCUUUUGUAAACACUGGAAAAUUCCUAUUUUCCAUUAAAAAAUAAAGGAGCUAUUUUCACAGAGAAGGUUUUUACCAACAGCAGUGAUAUUUCAGAUGCUUUUCUACACAAAGCCACACCUGCUCAUUUUCAUUUUCACCGUCGGCUCUUCACUGUCAUGCUGCUGUACGCGGAGGACUUGCUCGACACAUCUCUUUAUGUUACUUGUUGAUUGUUCAUCGUGAUCAACAGAGAAGCUGUGUUGUAUUGGUACUUGUGUUGACCUCGCUGACCUGUAUCUCUUGUUUGUUGCUUACAUUGCAUUUGGUAGACAAUGCUGGGUUUGUAAAAAAAAAGAAAAAAAGAAAAAAAGAAGCAACCUGUCACUGCUGUUAUUGUCUUUUCACUGACUUACAGAUCCAGUGUGUAGGAUUUAGUUGAAUCUAGCAGUGAGGCUGCAGAACUGAAUUUUCUGUGUGCCAAGUCUGUAAGAGAGCUACGUUGACCGACAGAAAAAUGCGUGCUCCAUAUAUAGAUAUAAACGGCCCAUUCUUGAAAACAAAAUUAUUCUUAGUUUCAGGUUAUUAUAUACUAAAAGGACAUAGUUAUACAUGUAUGUUGGAACCUAUUUUCGCUGAGGGCUGCUUUUAGGGAGACAUCGGUAGCAUUGUCAGC
This is a messenger RNA of Plectropomus leopardus (leopard coralgrouper), 2802 nucleotides long. It is a transcript of the gene shdb, whose product is annotated as Src homology 2 domain containing transforming protein D, b. Lineage: Eukaryota; Metazoa; Chordata; Actinopteri; Perciformes; Serranidae. The record is from RefSeq and is a predicted model, not a curated record. Gene Ontology annotation, molecular function: phosphotyrosine residue binding.